This is a messenger RNA of Rotaria socialis, 861 nucleotides long. NCBI's taxonomy places the organism in Eukaryota, Metazoa, Rotifera, Eurotatoria, Philodinida, Philodinidae. The record is from the annotation of a GenBank genome assembly.
AUGUCAUCUGCAUCUGUAGCAGCGUCGAUUCUACUCGUCUCGAAAUACUCAGCAAUGUAUGGAUAUUCUCUUAUUGCAAUAGUUGGGUGUAUAGGAAAUGCUUGGAACAUUUUGAUUUUUACUGGCUCGAAAUCUAUUCGACACAAUCAAUGUGGCUUCUAUUUAAUUACUACAUCAAUCAGUGAUUGUUGUUUGCUACUUGUCGUAUUACCAUUCCGUAUUAGUGAACUAGCCUUUGAGACUGAUAUAACACAAUUAUCAGACUUUUGGUGUAAAUUUCGACCGAUGCUAACUUCUGCGUUAACACUCAUAUCAUUAUCAUCGGUUUGUUUUGCUGCUAUUGAUCAAUAUUUAUCAACUAAUCACCACGUUUGGAUAAGACAAAUGAGUACGCUAAAACUAGCACAUCGUCUUGUCUAUGGUGCUUUGAUUAUUUGGACUAUCUAUGGUAGUGUUUUCCUUAUUUUUUUUCGACUUCACCCAACACUUGGAUGCAUCAUAGAAAAUGUAGCGUUCUCACAGUAUUAUUCAUUCUUUCAUUUUAUUAUUCUCAAUAGUGUUAUGCCCAUUGUCAUAUCAUCAUUAUUUAGUUUAUUUGCGUAUAUGAAUGUUCGUCGCAUUGUACAAUUACGUGUGCAAGCCAUUCGACGACAGCGUGAUAAACAACUUACCGCUAUGGUCUUAGCUAAAGUUGCGCUUUUAGUUGUUACAGUUUUUCCGUCUGUAAUAAUUCGCAUUCAUAUAUUGAAUAGGAAAACCGAUGCAAAUGAUUAUAUUCAAGUUGCAGUCGAUCAAUUAAUAUCAAGUGUUUCCUAUGCUUUAUUCUAUACUAAUUCUGCAGUACGUCAUUUUUUUGUAUAA